UGUGUUCGUCAUUAUGUGUUUGGUGUCGUCUUUUGCGCGAAUAUUACACAUAAAACUGGAAAUGUGUAGUAUACAUGAGUGAAAACUAUAAUUUUAAACGUAUUUUAAGUGUAAACAUUCGUUAAUCUCCCCGAAAAAAUCAAAACUUGCAAUGUCGGUCGACAAGUCCAUGGAGCUGCGAAGCAAUGAGAUCGAUAAAAGCAAACGUCGUCAUAGAAUUGACGACACUGUUGUUGCGACAGCGGCAUUGACUGGCGGGGGAGAUUCGCAACAAUACGCAAAGAUGGAGAAUACAGACGACGGCGCUGGGAAACCUACAGAUUUAUGUUUACAAAGCAACCUGCAUUUGAUGUCUAGUACUACAAGUAGUUUAGCCGAUACGCCCGGUGAUUCUGGUGUUUUGUGUUUGGACAGUGAAGCCUCUGAGGCGACCAGUCAGGCGUUGAUGUCACAUAGUUUAGUUGGGGCUGAAGAAUUGGCUUGUGACAGCCUCUAUGAUGCUGUUCCAUCUAGUUCUCAGGAUAUGAUCAAGAGCACAACCAGCAGCCUCAUGACUCGGAGCGACAUAGACAAUCAGAACAUGGGAGCCCCUGAAGACAUAGUCCCUGAACUCCUUGUAGAAGCAAAUAAAAAAUCCCCAGUUUAUGAAAACUUGCCAGAUGUAGUUUUAAAAGCUUUGGAAAGUGAGAAAGUAUCAACUGAAAAUAUGGACAAGCCAAUGCGACCAAAUGAGCCAAAGAAAUCACUCUCUGAAGAUAUUGUUUAUAGGAGAAAAUGCAGAAAGAAGUCACAAAGCGGGGGCAGCUCACAGAAAAAACGGGUAUCAUUCCAUGAGGAUAUUUUAAACAAUACUAAAACUGAUAAUAUUCAUAUUGAACGAGGUUUCAUUUCAUAUGGACCAGAUAGCUCAUAUUGUGAUAGGUUUAGGCAAAAGAAUAAUAUUGCAACUGAUAGAUUUUCAUGGUGUGCAUCUGGAGAUAGGUCACCAAAGUAUGCAGCAGAUGUGGCACAGCAGACUAUGUCUGACCUACUUGUGUAUGGUGACUCCAAAUCUGACCGGAGUGGGGUAUUUGAAUAUUGUCAAGAUUAUGAUCAGGAGAACCAAGAGAAUGACAAUAAAGAUAAGGAUAACAAUAAUGAGACAAGACCGAGAGGUAAAUUAUAUGGAUGUGACUCCAACAGCUCAGAUUCCAAUUUUAGCUGUGAUUCCGAGACAUCUUCCAGUGACUCAUCCUCCUCACACUCUAAUAAAACAGAAGCCACACUUCUGCACAGGAAAUGUGACAAGGCUCAAAAAUCAUACUCAUGUGAUGGCUUUGAAAAUAAUGCACAUGUAGCUUUUAUGAGAAAAACUUAUUUUUCUGAAGCUGAUAUAGAUCAACCUCAUGAACGAACAAAGAAACCUCUAGAAGUAACAGAAAGCCCUAACAGAGUUAAAUCUGUGUUAAAGAAAAAACGCUAUAUAACCACAAAUGUAGUUGAAGAGAAAAAACAGAAUACCAAAGUCUUAAAUCUAUUGGAUGUCAACAUAAUUGACUCCUUGAAAAGCUUUUACAAGAAUUUUAACUUUAAUUUUACACCAGAGAAAGGUUUACCGGAGAACAGUAUUGAAUUGACUAAUGUGGUUGAAGCUUUGCCUGAUGUGAAUCAGAACAAGAAACUAUCUAAGAGCUUGGAUUCAGGCUUUCAAAUUGAUGAUGAAGAUGAUUUUGUGGAAAUUAACCUAAAUGGGCAGCAACUUGAUACCGCUCCAUCUAAAGAGCUGGUGUCAUCUACGAAAAGCAAUAUCACUGGAGAUAGGACACCAAACGAGGGCUCUCCACGGCACAAACUCACAUUGAACAUGAAAGCGCAAUUUGAUAAAAAAUCUGCUUACAAAAGUGAUGCUUUUCCAUCCGUUAACAAAUAUGUUGUGAACUGUGAGAGCACAGUUUACGAACAUAAAGGAGUCUCUUACAGUUAUGUACAUGAUACAUUCCAGACUGCAUUUGAUGCUCCCAAGGAAACAUUUGUCCCUUUACCAGAAAGCACUCCAGUGAAAGAGCUAGUGACUAGUACUAGCAAAGCAGACUUAUUUUUAAAACAAACUGAUACAGAUUCAUCCAGCAGGGCAUCUACACCCAAGAGACAAUUCAAUAAGAAUGUCCUGGAUGAAACUGAACAGAAAAAUGGAAUUCCGAAGCAUUUAUCUUCCCCAAAACGGCAAAAUGUGAACCGUUACAGAAAAUCCGCUUCAAUGCUACAAAAAGCUAAUGAAGAACAACAACAAACUAGUGACAACUGCUCAAACACUGAUAACUCUACUCUAAAGGGUGGUGAGGACUUUGCAGAUGAUUUCUUUGACAGUCCGUCUCAAAAGCUAAACUCGGACAAAUCCGCUUUACUGAAUCGUUAUUUAAAGAAUGUAUGUCAACGUAAAGAUUUGGAACUGAAAAUACGGAACAACAAGUUCUUUCAAAACAAAUUGCGAAUGGAAAAAGGUUUCCCAAGCAUCUUAUAUCCGUUUGACGACGUAUCGGAUACGUUCCAUAAUUCCGCGGCGCGGAUGUCGCGCCUCGUGGACAAAGAGGUGAUCGAGAACAAAAGACUGUCGGUGCGGCUGCUGACGGCCGACGAGCCGUCCUACUUUGACAGCUUUGAAGAUAACGUCGCCAUUGAAUGCAAUGAGAAGUUGAGGCUGCAGAUAUUCUCGUAUCCUAAUGAAACUUUGAAUAGGAUGAUGAAAGUGCAAUCCCAGUACAAUAUGGAAGACGGAGCGUGGACCCCUCUUCUCGUUUUCAUUACGGAUUACGCACUUUACGUCGCGGGCCUGACUCCUGGCGGCACGGAAUACGACAUACUUUGCAGGCUGCCGCACAACGAAUUGGAUGCUAUUGCGGUUGGUCCCGAAGCGCAAUACGUCCAAAUCAUCGACAUAGCAGGCAACAUAGCCUGCUCCAUCGUAACCGGAGAGUCAUCUUUAGGCGUGCGUCUAGUAUCUUCACUGGAGUGGAGCGCGCGUACCUCGCCACUGCGAGUGGCGCGGCCUCCGGCUAUCAUACCGCUGAGCUGUAGGCAUUUGGCUGCUGAAGUGGCUAGGCAAAGGCAUCAGGACAAGAUAUCAGACAUCCUGUACUACGGGCGUGCCUUGUCGGGUGACGCUGGCGACCGGCUCAUAGAAGCGCCGGGGGCCUUUGCUCCGCCGCUCGAGGGGUAUCUCAUGUGCCGCACUGAUCGAAGCAAACGCUUUGAGCCCUGCUACUUCUUACUCAGAGCGGGCGUCCUACAAUGGGGCUCCCACCCGCCUGACGCUAACACCUCCCUACCCAACGCCAUCGCGCUCCGUUUGGUCGUUGGCGUGCGACGCCACGUGGACAGUUCACGCCGUCCGCACUGCUUCGAGAUCGCUAUGAACACCGGCGCUAGGCUACUACUAGCCGCUCCUGAUGACCCAGCAGCCUCUUCUUGGCUACAGUCGCUACUAUUACACGCCGCACAGGCGUUAGAAGAGAAGGACGGACUAUCAUCAGAGCUAGCUGGCCCCCCGUGCGCGUGCACCGUGCUAGUGACGUCACGGGAAGUGCUAAGCGUGCGCGCGCCGCUCGACCUCGCCUUCGUCGCCGGCGCCGCGGCUUAUCUCAAGGAGCGAGGCGAUGAGGCGCUGCUCAAAGAAUACAUCGCGGAAAUGAGAACGGACGUAGAAAUUUUGGCGUGCGGGUCGCUCAAGAACCUGACCGCCUUCAAGAUCCCCGACACCGACGAGAAUUGGUGCUGCUUGGAAUGGUCAGUUUGUGAGGCUCGUGAACGUGGAUCGGGACUAGCGCUGGUGAUGGCCAGCGGAGCAGAAUUGGAGCGGCUCAUCGCCGCUGUUGAGCGGGCAUUCUGUGCACUCACUAGCGAACCGUUCCCGCUAAGCGUCGUCGAGGCUUCCAAGUCAGCGUGCAGCACCGCGCACUCCAAAUUCGAAGCCGCAUGGACGCACAUGCUACCACAGCAGUAGACAGGUACAAUCGAGGACCGAGUAUAGACGCAGAGAUAACCCAUUG
Molecule: messenger RNA, 4025 nt
Organism: Leguminivora glycinivorella
Lineage: Eukaryota; Metazoa; Arthropoda; Insecta; Lepidoptera; Tortricidae
Gene: prd1
Exons: 9
Coding region: 152-3979 (1275 amino acids)
Biological process (GO): Golgi organization; positive regulation of membrane tubulation; lysosome localization
Cellular component (GO): endosome membrane
Molecular function (GO): kinesin binding
Source: RefSeq, a predicted model, not a curated record